AUGGAAAUUCCUUGUGGUUUCAGUAGUGGAUGCCAACUGAAUGCUGGAGCAGCGGGUACUUAUUUUGAUGCAUCUGUACUGAGUCUGCGAGUUAGUAAUGACAAUAUUACUACCGAAACAGAGACUCCUUUGUUGGAUUUCUCUACUAGUCCUCUCUGGACAAAUGUUUAUGUGGAAAACAAUGCUAAAGUUUUGGUGCCUUUGCUCUGGACAAGAGUUCAGGGUCAUUGUCUUUUGGUCAGCUCUUCUCUUUUGGAUUAUUUCUUUGCUCUUGAGCUCUUUAUUUUUGUAUGCAGGAAGGGAUUUGGUAUCAUCAGUGCAGCUGGUGGUAGAGGAUGGGGUGGUGGGGGAGGAGGAAGGAUUUCUCUGAAUUGUUACAGCAAACAAGAAGAUGUAAAAGUCACCGUGCAUGGUGGUUUCAGUAGUGGAUGCCAACUGAAUGCUGGAGCAGCGGGUACUUAUUUUGAUGCAUCUGUACUGAGUCUGCGAGUUAGUAAUGACAAUAUUACUACCGAAACAGAGACUCCUUUGUUGGAUUUCUCUACUAGUCCUCUCUGGACAAAUGUUUAUGUGGAAAACAAUGCUAAAGUUUUGGUGCCUUUGCUCUGGACAAGAGUUCAGGUUAGAGGCCAAAUUAGCCUACUUUAUGGAAGCAGCAUCAGUUUUGGGUUGUCUGAUUAUCCAGUCUCUGAAUUUGAGCUUGUAGCCGAGGAACUGCUGAUGAGUUUUUCUGUGAUAAAGGUGUAUGGUGCACUCAGAGUUGCUGUUAAAAUGUUGCUCAUGUUGAACUCCAAAAUUGAAGUUGACGGUUGUGGAAAUACAGUUGUUACCACUUCUGUCCUUGAGGUCCGGAAUCUUGCAGUUCUGAAGGGCAACUCUAUCAUCAGUUCAAAUGCAAAUUUGGCUCUCUAUGGGCAGGGACUUCUUGAAUUGACUGGUGAUGGGGAUGCAAUCAAAGGCCAACGAGUUUCCUUGUCCCUAUUUUAUAACAUUACGGUUGGCCCAGGAUCUUUGCUUCAAGCUCCACUGGACAAUGGUAGCAGUAGAAGCAUGGUAACAAAAUCUCUUUGUGAGAGCUCUGACUGCCCAGUGGAUUUGAUAACCCCUCCAGAUGAUUGUCAUGUUAAUUAUACAUUGAGCUUCUCACUGCAAAUUUGUCGUGUUGAAGACAUUCUUGUGAGUGGUGUAAUUAUGGGGAGCAUUAUUCACAUCCACAGGGCAAGAACUGUCAUUGUGGACAGUAUUGGCAUGAUAACUGCAUCAGAGUUUGGUUGCAGUAGUGGUGUUGGUCAGGGAAACUACUCACAUGGGGCUGGUGGUGGUGCUGGACAUGGAGGAAGAGGGGGCUCUGGAUUUUAUAAUGGGAUCCUCAGUAAAGGUGGCCAGAGAUAUGGUAGAGCAGAUCUUCCUUGUGAAUUAGGAAGUGGUUCUGAGGUUCCAAACCUGUCAUGUGGAAAUAUCUCUGGAGGGGGGAUGAUUGUAAUGGGAUCUAACCAGUGGCCACUCCUAAGGCUUGAUAUUCGUGGAUCUGUGAGGUCCGAUGGUGAAAGCUGUCGUAAAGCAGCAACAAACAGUAAUGGCAGUUUGAUUGGAGGACUUGGUGGAGGUUCUGGUGGGACAAUUCUUCUGUUUUUGCAAUCACUUGCCCUUUAUUUGAACUCCUCUUUAUCUGUUGUUGGAGGCCAUGGUGGACCUCUCGGCGGUGGUGGCGGUGGAGGUGGAAGAAUCCAUUUUCACUGGUCAAAUAUAGAUGCAGGCAAUGAAUACGUCCCACUAGCAACUGUAAAUGGUACUCUCAGCAACAGUGGAGGAGCUGGCAAUGGAGGUGGUCUUCGUGGAGAGGAGGGCACUGUUACUGGGAAAAAGUGCCCUACAGGUCUGUAUGGUACAUUUUGUACGGAAUGCCCUGUUGGCACAUACAAAGAUGUUGAAGGAUCUGAUGAAAAUCUCUGCAAACCUUGUCCCCUUGAGCGCCUUCCUAGUCGUGCAUUUUUUGUCUAUGUACGAGGGGGUGUUACCAAAUCAGCUUGUCCCUACAUAUGUAUAUCUGAAAAGUACAGAAUGCCCAACUGCUAUACCCCUUUUGAAGAGCUGAUACAUGCUUUUGGAGGUCCCUGGCCAUUCUCACUCUUAUCGGCGUGUCUUGUACUCCUUCUAGCUCUAGUAUUGAGCACUUUGAGGAUCAAAUUGAUUGGGUCAGGAUAUUCAUAUGUCAAUGUGAAUUCAAUUGAGCACCAAAAUCAUCAUCAUUCUCCUUAUCUUCUUUCUUUAUCUGAGGUCCGAGGUACCAGAGCUGAAGAAACUCAGAGCCAUGUCCACAGGAUGUACUUUAUGGGUCCCAAUACUUUCAGAGAACCUUGGCAUCUUCCCUAUUCGCCUCCCAAUGCAAUUGUUGAGAUUGUGUAUGAAGAUGCUUUCAACAGAUUUAUUGAUGAGAUCAACUUGGUUGCUGCAUAUGAAUGGUGGGAAGGGUCAGUGCAUAGUAUAUUAUCAGUUCUUGCUUAUCCUUGUGCCUGGUCCUGGAAACAAUGGCGUCGGAGAAAUAAAGUCCACCGUCUUCAGGAGUACGUUAAAUCUGAGUAUGAUCAUUCUUGUCUACGAUCCUGCAGAUCACGAGCAUUAUACAAAGGAAUGAAGGUUGGAGCAACGCCAGACCUGAUGAUUGCUUAUAUAGAUUUCUUCCUUGGUGGAGAUGAGAAGCGUAUGGAUAUUGUAACGAGUAUGCAGAAGAGAUUUCCUAUGUCUAUUAUCUUUGGUGGGAAUGGGAGCUAUAUGUCACCCUAUAAUCUCCACAGUGACACACUAUUGACAAACCUCCUUGCUCAGCAUGUUCCUACAACUGUCUGGAACCGUUUGGUUGCGGGGUUGAAUGCCCAGCUGAGAACAGUAAGGCAGGGAUCAAUCCGUUCUACUCUGGUCCCUGUUAUUAGUUGGAUCAGAAGUCAUGCAAAUCCCCAGCUUGACUUUCAUGGUGUUAAAAUUGAGUUAGGAUGGUUCCAAGCCACUGCUAGUGGGUACUAUCAGUUGGGUAUUUGGGUCAUAGUUGGUGAUUAUUCUCUCCAUGAUGUCCACCAGUCUGAUAUUUUGGACAGUGGUGAUGAGUGCUCAAGAAAAUUCGCCACCAUAGAUAAAUGCCAUCGGAAAGCACAGCAUGGCCAUCUGAGUACAAGUCAUUCAUUAUUGCGCAAAAGGACUACUGCUGGAAAGAAUGGUGGUCUUAUAAAUGACAUUACCUUGAAAUCACUGGAUUUCAAAAGGGACUAUCUUUUCCCUUUUUCUCUUCUGUUGCAUAACACCAGGCCUGUUGGCAGAGAGGACACGAUUCAGCUGCUGAUCUCUAUCAUGGUCUUGGCAGACCUUUUCGUUACCCUUCUUAUAUUGCUUCUGUUUUACUGGAUGUCACUUGGGGCUUUUCUUUCUGUACUGCUUAUCCUACCCCUAUCAUUGCUUUCUACUUUUCCAGCUGGUCUGAAUGCCUUAUUCAGUAAAGGUGCCAGGAGAGCUUCACUUGCUCGUGUCUAUGCAUUGUGGAAUGCAUCCUCAUUGUCAAAUAUUGCUGUUGCAUUUAUCUGUAGCGUAAUUCAUUAUGCAGUUUCGUAUUUGAAGCCCCAUCCAGAUACUAAUGCAUGGAAUUCCAGACGGGAGGACGACGAAUGGUGGCUUUUGCCUACUAUCUUGGUGAUAUUCAAGGUUGUUCAGGCUCGAUUUGUAGAUUGGCACAUAGCAAACCGAGAAAUCCAAGAUUUUUCUCUCUUCAGUCCUGACCCGGAUACUUUUUGGGCAUAUGAAUCGGUGUCUUGAUGCAUUGUAGGAGGGCUUUUUGAUGAGGAAAAAGUGUGUGGCUGUUCGUUUGCAGUCUUUCUCAUGAUUAGUCGUGUAUAUAUGUUUAGGUUUGUGUAAAGCUCUAGUAUAGCUGUGCAGGUUUUGUUUACUUGUAAGUAUAAUAGUUUUGGAAGAGCAUAUAGAUGUCCAGAGAGAGAGAGAGAGAGUUCAACAUUGAGGGAGGUAAUCGAAUAUAGAUUGGAUGCACAUAUAAUAUAUAUGUUGGUAUUCUUUAUCAACUGAUCAUGCAUAUAUGCUCAUAUGAUUUUGAAAUAGUGCAACAAA
Coffea arabica (coffee) is the source of this 4107-nucleotide messenger RNA. NCBI's taxonomy places the organism in Eukaryota, Viridiplantae, Streptophyta, Magnoliopsida, Gentianales, Rubiaceae. The record is from RefSeq and is a predicted model, not a curated record.